CCUGUAUUUUUUUUUAUUUAUACACACAGUCACGACAAUAUAAUUGCAAUCGGCAUACUCAACUUCACUCAGAGAAUGUAAGAAGUGGACGAGAAAGAAAAAGAUACAAAUAAAAUGUCUAACAACGAAAAUACAGCUGAUUCCAUGAUCAUCUCAUUUGAUAAGACAACAGACAAGUCAAAGGAACACUUCGUCUUAAAUGCUGGCGAAAAUGACUAUGAAUGUAAAGUGUGUGGUAAACGUUGCAGUAAUGGUACAAAGCUGAAGGCGCAUAUGAGAUCACUCAUUGAUAAAAAGGCUUUCAACAUAUUUAAAUGUGAUAUAUGUGGUAAAGGGUUUAGUCAAAGUGGUAACUUACGGAGACACAGUACUUUGCAUACUGGUGACAAAAAGUAUAAAUGUGACGAAUGCAGUAAAAGUUACCCUGAUAGUUAUAGCUUACGGAUACACAUGAAAAUACACACGGGUGAUAAACCUUAUAAAUGUGACGUAUGCGGCAGAGAAUUUAGUGUUGGACAGAACAUGAGGACCCAUAUGAGAACACACACCGGUGAUAAACCUUAUAAAUGUGAUGUAUGUGGUAAAGCGUUUGGGCAGAAUGGUCACUUACAGACACACAUGAGAACUCAUACUGGAGAUAAACCUUAUAAAUGUGAUGUUUGUGAAAAAGUUUUUAGGCAUACUAAUUGUUUACAGAAACACAUAAGAAUACACACUGGUGAUAAACCUUUUACAUGUGAUUUAUGCGGACGAGAGUUUAGUUCUGUUCAGAACAUGAGCACCCAUAUGAGAAUACACACUGGGGAUAAACCUUUUACAUGUGAUUUAUGCGGACGAGAGUUUAGUUCUGUUCAGAACAUGAGGGCCCAUAUGAGAAUACACACUGGGGAUAAACCUUAUAAAUGUGACGAAUGCAAUACAAGUUACUUUGAUAGUCAUAGCUUACGGAUACAUAUGAGAAUACAUACUGGUGAUAGACCUUAUAAAUGUGGUGUAUGUGGUAAAGGAUUUAGUCGUGGACACACCAUGAGGACCCAUAUGAGAAUACACACCGGUGAUAAACCUUUUAAAUGUGAUGUUUGUGGAAGAGGAUUUAGUCAGUUUAUGAAUUCACAGACACAUAAAUGUAUUCAACCGCAUUAGGACAUGUUGGAUAUGAUGCAUGUAAAAAUGCCGAGAAAGUACUUAUUCCACAUAAAAGGAUACAAGAUCAUGCUACUUUUUUAACUUGAAAACUGAAAUCUAAAUUCACAUUUUUGUCGAGUCCGCAACUUCUGAUUCAAAAAGCUUGACAAAGGGAUAGUGAUCUAGCGGUGACGGUCACUGCAGCGUUAACAAACUUCUUCAAACGUAAUAUUUCAGUACGUAGAAGACUUGGGCCUUCAUACUAUGUACAUGUUGAAUAUAGAUGCCUAAUAUUAUGAUGUUUUUCUCCGUCAUAUGUCCACUGUCUCUUACCUCAGUUUCAUGGUUCAGUGACUUCUUGAAAAAAAGCUAAGAUAUUCGUUUAAUAUUCCUAAUUUCUUAUAUAUUAUAAAUGUGUUUGGCAUGUGCGUACCUUGUAAUGUCCUUAUACCCGUCAAACAGUUUUCACUUGACCUCGACCUUAUUUAAUAGAUCAGAGAACACGGUUAAGUUUUCGUGGUAAAGUCAAUAUCUCAGAUACUAUAAGGAGUAGGUCUACUAUAUUUUGGUGUAUUGAAUGAUGUGUCCAAACUGGCAGGUGUCAUGUUAUGUUUUUGUGUUUUGGUCUGUUUUUCUUAUAUAAUAAUCAAUAGGUUAACUGUUUUCAACCUACCAUUUUUUUCAUAAAAUGUCCUGUACCAAGUCAGAAAAUGGCCAUUAUUAUAUUAUAGUUCGUUUCUGUGUGUGUUUCUGUUGUGUCGUUGUUCUCUUAUAUUUGAUGUGUUUCCCUCAGUUUUAGUUUGUAACCCUGAUUGUUUUUUUCUCAAUCGAUUUAUGAAUUUCGAACAGCGGUAUACUACUGUUGCCUUUAUUUGGCGUAUCGAAUGAUUGUAAGGUGUAUAUGUUUGUUAGCAAUUAUCGUCUGACCAUAACUAAUUUUCAUAGUUCAAUGAUCAAUCUUAACUUGGAAACUUUAGACUUUGUCUGGUUAAAGUCAUAUGAAACGAGUGACCGGUGAAAAAUAAUGUUAAUCCAAUUCUUGCAACAAUGCAUACAUAUAUCAUGAACUGAGUCUCCUGUGCACGAUUUUAUCAUUUUUUACGUAUCCAUUUCGUGUAAUCGUCAAAAAAAUACUUCACUUGGUCAGUGAUGUUGUGAGAAUAUGUCAGCUGUUUAAUGGACGUGUUUUAAAACCGAAGUUUACCGAUUGUCAUCUUUGUAAACAAUCAACAAAGAAGCAUGGAAUUAGGUAAACACGUGUAUAACAUGUACAAUAAGCUAUAGUUUGUUUCGAUGACGGAGCGAAGUUUACGUUCGGUUUCCCCAUUCACAUAUGCGUAUUUCGAUCACCAGAUUUCUACGAGAAAGGUCACGCUGAGGUAACAGCAUCCAAAAACGUGCAGGCGAUUGUUGACUGGAAGCCAAGAAUAAAAAAAGUAAAUUUCUUUUAAAUUUGGACAAAUUAAAGAAUUUUUCUUUAGAAAAAAGUACAUGUUCAGAAGUUGUAAAAUAAAAACUAGCUAUUUAGAUAAUAAAAACAUAUGCAUCAA
Mytilus californianus (California mussel) is the source of this 2675-nucleotide messenger RNA. RefSeq names its product zinc finger protein 239-like. Lineage: Eukaryota; Metazoa; Mollusca; Bivalvia; Mytilida; Mytilidae. The transcript is spliced from 2 exons. The record is from RefSeq and is a predicted model, not a curated record. Bases 115 to 1143 code for a protein of 342 amino acids. Gene Ontology annotation, biological process: regulation of DNA-templated transcription. Gene Ontology annotation, molecular function: DNA-binding transcription factor activity, RNA polymerase II-specific; RNA polymerase II cis-regulatory region sequence-specific DNA binding.